AUGAAUAAUUAUAAUUUCAAAGUUAAUUAUUGGAUCUGUACUUAUUACUACAAUUUUCAAGCUCUUCUAUUAUUUCUUGACAAAAAUAAAGAUAUUGUUUCUGCUUUCCAGUUCUCUCCAUGGUGUCUUAUUCAGUCUUUUUGUAAGUAUAUAAUUGAAAGACUUGAAGUUAAUGAUUUCAAUGAAAAUGUUAAUAUAACUCUUUACUUCGCCACCAAAUGUAUUAGUGUAAAGUCUAUUCAGAUACUUCUUAAUAAUGGAAUUGAUGUAAACAGAAGUGGGAUGAAUGGUGCAACUGUUCUUCAUUAUGCAGUUGAAAAUUCAAACUUUGAAGUUAUAAAAUAUUUAGUUGAAAAUGGCGCAGAUGUAAAUGCUAAAGAUAAUACUGGACAAACUCCUUUAUAUAUAGCUGCGGGAAUAGGCAAUGAAAAUAUCAUAAAAUAUCUUAUUGAAAAUGGAAGCGAUGCUAAUACACGUAAUAAAACUGAUGAAACUCCUCUUCACAAGGCUGUAUCAUCAGGUAUAAUUAAAGCUGUCCAAGUUCUUUUAGAGCACAGAGUUGAAAUUGAUCCUGUAUCCAUUUAUAAUCAAACACCUCUUCAAAUUACUGUCUCUUAUAGUCAUUAUGAAAUUGCAAGUUGUUUAAUAAAUAAUGGAGCGGAUGUUCAUCGCAAAGAUAGAAAUGAAUGGAAUAUAAUUCAUACAGCAGUAUCUAAUAAUAAAACACCAGAAGAUUUUAUUAAAUUACUUCUUGAUCAUCAAGUUGAUGUUAAUUGCUCGACAGGCUAUCAAGAUACACCACUUCAUAUUGCAGCCUCGAAUGGCCAUAGUAACUUUGUUAAAUUAUUAAUUUCCCAUGGAGCAAAUGUCCAUGCAAAAAAUCGCUUAAGUUAUACUCCACUUCAUAUUGCAGCAAAAUAUGAUUCUCUUGAAGUUGCCAGAAUAUUAGUAGAAAAUGGAGCUGAGAUAAAUACAAGAAAUCUUAAUGGAUUCACUCCACUCUAUUUUGCCACCAAAGACAGUAACGUUUAUAAUUACCUUGUAUCAAAAAAUGCAAUUUUAUAA
Molecule: messenger RNA, 1065 nt
Organism: Trichomonas vaginalis G3
Lineage: Eukaryota; Parabasalia; Trichomonadida; Trichomonadidae
Product: spectrin binding
Exons: 1
Coding region: 1-1065 (354 amino acids)
Molecular function (GO): protein binding
Source: RefSeq, a predicted model, not a curated record